This is a messenger RNA of Phycomyces blakesleeanus NRRL 1555(-), 750 nucleotides long. RefSeq lists its product as hypothetical. Bases 1 to 750 code for a protein of 249 amino acids. The transcript has 2 exons. The record is from RefSeq and is a predicted model, not a curated record. Lineage: Eukaryota; Fungi; Mucoromycota; Mucoromycetes; Mucorales; Phycomycetaceae.
AUGUUUCGACUUGCAGCGUUUUUGUGUUUAUUCCUACAUUAUUUUAUUUUUGCAAUUGCUACAGAUACAAAUCAUGAUUCGACUUCAAGUCUUUACUAUCCAGAAAACAAAAAUCUGCUGGCUAAACCUGAUCCUACGGCAGCAGCGGUCUACUUCCCAUUCAAAGGAGGGGAUACCGCCUCGCUUAUUAUACAACAGGCUGGAGAUUCCGCAGUUGAUUUCUCCUAUUAUUUUGAUUCACAAUUGUCAGAUGGUGCCUGUUUAGCAUUUACGCUGAUUCCUGAUGAUACAUUGUUUUCAAAAAAAUUCAAGUGCGUCAACUCACAGCUGACUUGUGAAGGCUGCCUGGAGCCCACGAGAGCCUGUUAUCAUACCUUGGUCAACAAAACAUGUACUGCUGGAAUUGGUGUCAGCACAGGUUGUCACGAUGGAAGAUUCUCUUCAUACAAUGGUGACCUUGCUUCUUACACUACACAAAAGCGGUUACUUGUAACGCAAGAAACUAUCAAAGGUGUAUCUCUCACACCAAGAUUUGGUGUGGUGGGAUUAAACGGUCGAAUUAUUGUAGGAAUUUUGAACUAUAGAAACAACAAACCUCCUCAGGCUAUGUGUGCAUUUGUUAUGCCAGGUGUAGGAACUUAUGGAAACUUUUCUUUGGCGCCUAGUAGUGAUGCUCAGGAAACAAGAAGUGUAUCUCUACUUACUGGGCUUUCAUUGCUUAUUUCUGCCAUACUGUCAUUAAUAUUUUAA